GCCCCCAGCGCGGCGCUUCAUGGAGCGGCCCCGGCCCGGCCGCCGGGGGCAGCGCGAUCCCGCGGGGCCCUGUGAGCCCCCAGCGCCACGGCACCAUGUUGCUGGUUGAGAAGACGACGGACUCACCGGCGGCCGAGUUCUCGCUGGUGGAGGAUGUGGCGCUGCACUUCGCCUGCUUGAUGGGCCGCCUGAACGAGCAGCGCCUCUUCCAGCCUGACCUGUGCGACGUGGACCUGGUGCUGGUGCCCCAGCGCAGCGUCUUCCCGGCCCACAAGGGCGUGCUGGCCGCCUACAGCCAGUUCUUCCACUCGCUCUUCACCCAGAACAAGCAGCUGCAGCGCGUGGAGCUGUCCCUGGAGGCGCUGGCGCCCGGCGGCCUGCAGCAGAUCCUCAACUUCAUCUACACGUCCAAGCUGCUGGUCAACGCGGCCAACGUCCACGAGGUGCUCAGCGCCGCCUCGCUGCUGCAGAUGGCCGACAUCGCCGCGUCCUGCCAGGAGCUGCUGGACGCCCGCUCCCUCGGCCCCCCGGGCCCCGGCGCCGUGGCCCUUGCCCAGCCGGCCGCCAGCUGCACCCCGGCCGCACCGCCCUACUACUGUGACAUCAAGCAGGAGGCCGACGCCCCGGGCCUGCCCAAGAUCUACGCCCGUGAGGGCCCUGACCCCUACUCGGUGCGCGUUGAGGAUGGGGCUGGGGCCACAGGUGGCACGGUGCCUGCCACCAUCGGGCCGGCUCAGCCCUUCUUCAAGGAGGAGGAGAAGGAGGGUGGCGUCGAGGAGGCCGGCCGGCCCCCGGCCAGCUUGUGCAAGCUGGAGGGGGGGGAGGAGCUGGAGGAGGAGCUUGGGGGUUCCGGCGCCUACGGUCACCGGGAGCAGUCCCAGAUCAUCGUGGAGGUGAACCUCAACAACCAGACGCUGCACGUGUCCACAGGGCCUGAGGGGAAGCCGGGCGCUGCCACAGGCCCGGCCACCAUGGUGCUGGGCGGGGAGGACGGGCUGCAGAGACACUCGGAGGAGGAGGAGGCCGACGAGGAGGAGGAGGAGGAAGAGGAGGAGGAGGAAGAGGAGGGCGGUGGCAGUGGAGGGGAGGAGGAGGAGGAGGAGGAGGAGGAGGGCGGCAGUCAGGGAGAGGAGGAUGAGGAGGAGGAGGAGGAGGGGCACAGCGAGCCGGAUCAGGAGGAGGAGCAGGAGGAAGGGCACAGCGAGCCGGACCAGGAGAGCUCGGAGGAGGAGGAGGAGGGGGAGGAGGAGGAGGAGGACGGGGGGGCGGGGGGCAGGCAGGGGCCAGGGGGCCGCGGCAGUGGGGCAGACCCCCCUCCCCACAGUCGCAUGGCAACGCGGUCUGCCCGGCGCCGGGGCCUCCCUGAACCUGAGGAGGCCGGGCGGCAGGGUGGGAAGCGGCCAAAGCCACCUGCAGGAGUGGCUCCUGCCCCAGCCCGAGGGCCACAGGCCGCUGACGGUCUGGGGGCCAAGGUGAAGCUGGAGGAGAAGCAGCACCAUCCAUGCCAGAAGUGCCCGCGUGUUUUCAACAACCGCUGGUACCUGGAGAAGCACAUGAACGUGACCCACAGCCGCAUGCAGAUCUGCGACCAGUGCGGCAAGCGCUUCCUGCUAGAGAGCGAGCUGCUGCUGCACCGGCAGACAGACUGCGAGCGCAACAUCCAGUGUGUGACGUGUGGCAAAGCUUUUAAGAAGCUCUGGUCCCUCCACGAGCACAAUAAGAUUGUGCACGGCUACGCAGAAAAGAAGUUCUCCUGUGAGAUUUGUGAGAAGAAGUUCUACACCAUGGCUCACGUGCGCAAGCACAUGGUCGCCCACACCAAGGACAUGCCCUUCACCUGCGAGACCUGUGGGAAGUCCUUCAAACGCAGCAUGUCUCUCAAGGUGCACUCACUGCAGCACUCCGGGGAGAAGCCGUUCAGAUGCGAGAACUGCAAUGAGCGUUUCCAGUACAAGUACCAGCUGCGGUCACACAUGAGCAUCCACAUCGGCCACAAGCAGUUCAUGUGCCAGUGGUGUGGCAAGGACUUCAACAUGAAGCAGUACUUUGAUGAGCACAUGAAAACCCACACAGGGGAGAAGCCGUACAUCUGCGAGAUCUGCGGCAAGAGCUUCACCAGCCGGCCCAACAUGAAGCGGCACCGGCGCACGCACACCGGCGAGAAGCCCUACCCCUGCGACGUGUGCGGCCAGCGCUUCCGCUUCUCCAACAUGCUCAAGGCGCACAAAGAGAAGUGCUUCCGCGUCAGCCACCCCCUGGCCGGCGACAGCGCCCCCGCAGCCCCGGGCCUGCCCCCCGCCCCGCCCCAGGCCCUCCCCCUGCUGUCCGGGCUGCCCCAGACCCUGCCGCCCCCGCCGCCGCUCUUCCCCACCGCUGCCAGCCCCGGCGGGAGGCUGAACACCAACAACUAACUGCCUGCUGCACGGGGCCCAGGACCCUCCACUCGUCGUGGAGCGGGGCGGGGGGAGCAACACCUCCGGAGUUGGCUGGACACGCUCUGCCCGGGGCCCCUGACCCUGGGGGCUGUGCAGGCUGGCAGCCCCCAGAGCUGGCGGAGGACACCUCGCUCCCAAGUGCCCCCUUUCAGCGGCUCCUUGAAGCCUUUACUUUUUGUCUGUUUGUUUGUUUUUUGGAAGUGAAGGAAAACGAAAAGAGAGGAAACUCUUGACAGCAUCCCCCUCCAGGUGAGGGGGGCGCUGGAGGCAGCAGGUACGGGUGGGGAGGGACCUGGGGAGCAGGUGUGACUGGUCACUCCGCCGAGGCCUCAGCCAGAGGGGCGUGGCCAGGCCCAGCCCAGGUCACCUUCAGCUGCUCAUCCCCGCCCCUCCUGGGCCCCCUCACUUGCCCCUCAUCCCGGAGGGUUUGGGGAAAAGUUGGGGUGCCGUCCCCCUUUGGAGGACUUGUGGGCCCACCGUGAGGGCUGCGGAUGCCGAGGCAGGGACUUGGGCCCGGACGCGGG
This is a messenger RNA of Eubalaena glacialis (North Atlantic right whale), 2959 nucleotides long. It is a transcript of the gene ZBTB47, whose product is annotated as zinc finger and BTB domain containing 47. Gene Ontology annotation, cellular component: nucleus. The record is from RefSeq and is a predicted model, not a curated record. Gene Ontology annotation, biological process: regulation of transcription by RNA polymerase II. Lineage: Eukaryota; Metazoa; Chordata; Mammalia; Artiodactyla; Balaenidae. Gene Ontology annotation, molecular function: RNA polymerase II cis-regulatory region sequence-specific DNA binding; DNA-binding transcription factor activity, RNA polymerase II-specific; protein binding. The coding region runs from base 96 to 2411 and encodes 771 amino acids. The transcript has 6 exons.